UAAACUCCAAAGGUCAUGCCUAGAACUAGAUUGGUUAAGACUUCCCUGUCCAAACCAAAGCGCUCUGUCAAAUUUAAAGUUUUCUGUCUCAAGCAAGACACAACAAACUUUCCUCUUCUUGCUUCAUCUUUGUUCUUUUUUGUCUUUGGAAAUCCUUCAACGAGAUCCAAGAUGAUGCACAUGACCUUAUAUUGGGGAAAAGACGUAACUCUCCUCAUCGACUCCUGGAAAACCGAUUCGUGGCUGAGUUACCUCCUCACUCUAGUUGCUUGCUUCCUCUUCUCUUCCUUUUACCAGUACAUGGAAGAUCGACGCCUCCGUUUCAAUUCCCUCGCUUCCUCUAACCCAUCCCAGCCCUCCUCAACCGACGCCGCCGUACCUCUCCUCUCCAAAUCCCGCCGCUGUGCUAAAUUUGCGACGGCCGUGCUUUUCGGAAUCAACUCGGCGAUCGGAUAUCUCCUGAUGUUGGCCAUCAUGUCGUUCAACGCAGGCGUGUUCUUGGCCAUCGUUGCGGGACUCGCUGUCGGGUACCUGUUCUUCAGGUGCGCCGAUGAGGACACCGUGAUUGUGGGGAACGCUUGCGCUUGUGCUUGACGCUAUCUUUUUCCACAAUUCUAGUUAUGUAUUUUCCUUUACUUUUGUAUACUGUACCAGAAUUUUCUGUACGAAUUAUCAAUAUUUUUUUCUUGAAUUAUAUGAUUUUCUUUGUAGUUCGUGAAUGAAUUAUUCUUCUGUGAAA
Molecule: messenger RNA, 739 nt
Organism: Theobroma umbraticum
Lineage: Eukaryota; Viridiplantae; Streptophyta; Magnoliopsida; Malvales; Malvaceae
Gene: COPT5
Product: copper transporter 5
Biological process (GO): copper ion transmembrane transport
Cellular component (GO): plasma membrane
Molecular function (GO): copper ion transmembrane transporter activity
Source: RefSeq, a predicted model, not a curated record